CUUCUUAUGAACCCUCCACGUUUUGCCAACUUGUACUCAACAUAAACCUUAAACAACAUCAUUAUUUUUUCUCCUCUGCUUGUCUCCUUCUCUCUACGCCAUCAAAAUUUCUCGCCAAAACCUCCAUUCCCCUCCCUCUCUCUCUACCGGAAAACUCCCAUUUUUCGGUGGCGGGAAAAGGGUAGUUGACAGUUAAAACCGUUAAACUCCAAAAGGGUUCAUUUUGGUAUCUUGAUAUCUUGCUUUCUAUUUUUGGAACAUUUUUUUUGUCUUCUGCAGCCAUGGUGAUGAAAGUAUCGUCGCCAAAGAAGGUUGCUUCCAUUACAGAGAAGGUAUGGCAGAGAGUUUAUGGGAAUUAUAGCAGUAGCAGCAACAGCAGCCAUUAUCAUCAUCAUCAGCAUCAUCGUCAUCAAAGGAGGUGUUCUUAUGAGAGUGAGGAUGAAUACGAGGAUGAUUAUGGGACCAUACAGUUGAUGCAGAUGGGUGCUGAAAGAACCAAGAAUGUGCUGAUUCUCAUGAGUGAUACGGGUGGUGGCCAUAGAGCUUCAGCUGAGGCCAUCCGUGAUGCCUUCCGGAUUGAGUUUGGAGAUGAAUACAGGAUAAUUGUGAAAGAUGUUUGGAAAGAGUAUACAGGCUGGCCAUUGAACGACAUGGAGAGGUCCUACAAGUUCAUGGUGAAACAUGUACAACUCUGGAAAGUCGCCUUUCACAGCACGUCUCCUAAAUGGAUACAUAGCUGCUAUCUUGCUGCCAUUGCUGCUUAUUAUGCCAAAGAGGUGGAGGCUGGCCUCAUGGAGUACAAGCCGGACAUUAUCAUUAGUGUGCAUCCGUUAAUGCAACACAUUCCUCUCUGGGUUCUUAAAUGGCAAGGCCUUCAAAAGAAAGUAGUUUUUGUCACUGUAAUUACAGACCUCAAUACCUGCCACCCGACGUGGUUUCACCCUGGGGUUAAUAGAUGCUACUGCCCGUCAAAGGAGGUUGCCAAGCGGGCAUUAUGUGAUGGACUUGAGGAGUCCCAAAUUCAGGUUUUUGGUCUGCCUAUUCGGCCUUCAUUUGCCCGUGCAGUUCUUUCUAAGGAUGACUUAAGGAUAGAGCUUGAGAUGGAUCCCGAUUUGCCUGCAGUUCUGCUAAUGGGAGGGGGUGAAGGGAUGGGCCCUGUUAAGAAAACGGCCAUUGCUCUUGGAGAAUCACUAUAUGAUAAAGAUCAAGAGAAACCAAUAGGGCAAUUAAUCAUAAUAUGUGGCCGAAACAAAUCCCUUGUCUCUACAUUGGAAUCAGAGGAAUGGACGAUCCCAGUAAAGGUCAGAGGGUUUGAGACUCAGAUGGAGAAAUGGAUGGGAGCUUGUGACUGCAUAAUUACAAAAGCUGGUCCAGGUACCAUUGCAGAGGCCUUGAUAAGGGGGCUUCCAAUUGUUCUCAAUGACUACAUUCCAGGACAGGAAAAGGGUAAUGUACCUUAUGUAGUAGACAAUGGAGCAGGAGUAUUCACCAGAAGUCCAAAGGAAACAGCUAGAAUUGUGGCUGAAUGGUUCAGCACAAAGACAGAUGAGCUCAAGAGAAUGUCAGAAAAUGCUCUUAAACUAGCACAACCCGAGGCCGUAUUCGAUAUUGUAAAGGAUAUCCACGAGCUUGCCUGCCAAAGAGGGCCCCUAGCCAAUGUUCCUUAUGUGUUGACAUCAUCAUUCACAAGCCUAAUAUAAUAGAUAGCGUCUACAUCUUCUAAUGUAACUAAGAUUUGUUCCCUAGUAAGCUCUGUACAGGUAAGCUUUAAUAUUAAAUCAUUCUUUGGCCUCAGAGGUUUUUUUCACCAAAAAAGAGCCACAAAAUUCUGCUGAAACAAGCUCCGAGUUUUGCAAGUUCAUCCAAAAAAAAAAAAAAACAGAAAAGAAAAAAAGCUGUGUGUGUUUUGAAGGGCUGGCAUUAUUUAGGGUACAUAUGGGAAAAGUUAGGUGUAUCUGGAAGUUGAAGCUGUUGUAAACUCAUUAUGUAGCAAUGGUCAAGAUUUUUGUUUCUAUUCCGCCCUUAAAUGGCGUUAGUUUUCUUAUUAAUAUUUGGUCUUUUGUCUUACCUAAGGACUCUUGUUUAAGUGUAAAAUGAAAUGUCUGCUAGACUUGGAAUGACUUUUGUUGUAA
Molecule: messenger RNA, 2132 nt
Organism: Theobroma cacao (cacao)
Lineage: Eukaryota; Viridiplantae; Streptophyta; Magnoliopsida; Malvales; Malvaceae
Gene: MGD2
Product: monogalactosyldiacylglycerol synthase 2
Biological process (GO): glycolipid biosynthetic process
Molecular function (GO): hexosyltransferase activity
Source: RefSeq, a predicted model, not a curated record